This is a messenger RNA of Scedosporium apiospermum, 1203 nucleotides long. RefSeq lists its product as uncharacterized. Bases 1 to 1203 code for a protein of 400 amino acids. The transcript has 2 exons. The record is from RefSeq and is a predicted model, not a curated record. NCBI's taxonomy places the organism in Eukaryota, Fungi, Ascomycota, Sordariomycetes, Microascales, Microascaceae.
AUGGAUGCCUCCCUCCCUGAUUCCAAUACCGCUUGGCAAAAGCAGGUGGCGUCGCAUGGACUCGGGGGAAAGACGAUCCACCAGGCAAGCUUCCGUGAUUCAGCUUCCAAGAUCAACAAGAAGCAGUUUCUUCUCCUCCGUGUGCUUCACAGACCGCUACAGGACGCAGGUGAAUUGUUCAGCAAAGAUUAUUUGAAGGACUUCAUCGCCGAGUCUUAUAUAAAACGCGCUUUUCUGUUCAUUGCCUCAGAGUCCAAUACGUCAUUUGCACAGUACCACGCCUCGAUCGAGAGCCAACCCACUUCAAGCCGACCUUUCUCCGCUUCAGAUACCGCCUUCCCUGAGUUGGGUACAUUCACACUUGUCCGUUACUUCCAGCUCGCAUCAAUGGAUUUGCUCACCACCGAUUAUGAGGAUACACCCAAGCUCGAAUUCGCCCCGCCAGCGCCACGAGAGGCUGCUGUCAAGGCCAAAGCCGCCGUUCGGGAUAUGCUAACCACACCCACCAAGUCGACUGGUGUAAUGACCCACUUGCUUGGAAGGGAUACCCCUGACAUUAGCAAACUGAAAAUAUCUGAUCUGAGUAUGACCCCGCAAUCCCCGAUGAACAGCGUCACGGGACGUCAAGUGAAGGCUAUAGAGGACGAGCAAAUCGUCAACACCGCUCUCAUCUCGUUUCUCAUUGCCGUCACACUCCAUUCCCCUCAAAUCAAGGCCGAUUGGUCUCUGUCGCGAAUGGCCUUUAGUGUCUCGGACGAGGCGCAGGGUUCGAAGAAAAUAUUCGAGGCCCGGGUGGACGGGGUCCUUCGCAUGAGGAAGGGCCGCGAAGUCAAGGCCAUCGCGGAAGUCAAGCCAUAUCUACGCCACCAGAAAAAGUACAACGAUGUCAGGAUGCAGGAAGCCGCGCAGAUGGCUGCGUGGAUAUGCACCAAUCCUCCUGCUAACCUCGAUGAAUUACGGGCAAAUAAAAAAAAGAAGGCAACUCGGCUGCUCAUCUCCCAAGACCGCCAUGAAAUCUACGUUAACUUCGCGACUUUCGGCGCAGCGUACGUUGAUUAUAUUCGGGGAUCUCCUUCUUUCGACGAGACCGAAGCAUUUCUCACGAUCCAAGAAACUGGCCCGUACAAUGUCGAUAACCACAAACACAUGCGGAAUCUGGCGACUUUGAUGUAUGCCUUUACGUUGCAAGAGUGCCGCGACUAA